This is a messenger RNA of Aspergillus alliaceus, 863 nucleotides long. RefSeq lists its product as uncharacterized. NCBI's taxonomy places the organism in Eukaryota, Fungi, Ascomycota, Eurotiomycetes, Eurotiales, Aspergillaceae. The transcript is spliced from 4 exons. The coding region runs from base 47 to 559 and encodes 170 amino acids. The record is from RefSeq and is a predicted model, not a curated record.
GUCGCAGCUGAGGAAAUGAAUCUGUUUCCUCAUCAUAUUGUCAACCAUGCCUCCUCACCGAGACAGUUUCUCUCGUCUUUUUAUACUUUUUGUCGCUUUCCUGUCAAUGGCAACUUUCUCAUUAGCAUCCUCUCCCGCCUCAUUCUGCAAAUGCACCUGCUUCUCCAACAGCACCAUAAUUCCUCUUGAUCCUGCGAAACCAGGGACCACCGCCCUAGCCAGCGUCUUCCAUAUCGAUCGUAGCGACCCCGGCGAUGAAUUUGACAAUACAAAUGAGAAAAGAGCCAGCAAAUAUCGCUCUUUAAGUUGCAACGAUUGUAAUCGAAAGUUCUGCCUUGAUUAUGACUUACCCACGUGUAAAAAUGCAAAGGAGGAGGAUGUCUUCACUACUUGCUUCCAGAGGGACUCCAGGAAAGAUGAAGCUAUAGUGUUCAUCUUUAUCAUUGCCACAAGCGGACUGCUAGCGUGGGCUGUUUUCAAACCAUGGGUAGAAAAGUAUAUCGAGGCAGCAAGAGAACGGCGAUCGUAUAUCCCUGUGUCGGAGAGUGCUGAUCGAUAAUGUUGUCAUACCUCUUUCCGAUACCUAUAACGAGUACUCGGUAGCUACCAUCUACAGGACACUUCAAGUCUCACUGUAUAUUCUAACUCUUAUUGUUACGAAGUUUAUGUCUCUUAUACCUAUCAAAAACGCUGUAUAGACUCGAAAUAGCUAUGCUAAUGGCUUCUGCAUUUAUAUUUCAUGAAAUAACAGCUUUUGUUAAAUAAAGCCAUGGCAUUCGUUGGGUGUGGCCUAUCAUGGGCCAUAACCCAAAGCUAGGCCUAGGGCUUGCGGUGCUAAUUUAUUAGGAUUUUAUGGUAUUGGA